AUGGCGGGGCGGUGCGGGGCAGCGGGAGCGCGGCACGGCCCGCAGCCCGCCCGGCCUUUAUACCCCCGGCGCCCGCUCCCGCCCGGCGUCAUCCUCCCUCCGGCGGCGGCGGCCAAUGAGGAGUUGGGGCCGGCGCUGGCGGCGGGGCUGGAGCGGGCCGGGGCCGCCGCCGCGGGGACGGGCGGGUGCCUCGGGGAGCGCAGCCCGCACCCUGCGAGACUGAGGGAGGCGACGGGCCGGAACGGCUCCCCGGUGGGAGAGACCCCGAGCUGGGUCACGGGCGCUGCCGCCUCGGCCGAGGGGCCGACGGGGCUCGAGCAGGAGCGUCUGUCGUGGGUGUUCGUGCGGUGCCUCCGUCGCUGCCGGGGCCGCACGCACCGCCCCGCGCAUCCUUCCGCCGAAGCGAGCCGGAGCCGGGAACUGGCUCCGUCCUUCUGCACAGCCACAUCAGGAGUUUUCCCAGAAGUAGCCAGCAAGCUCCGGCAUUGCGGCACAGACAGCCCUCACCAGGGCAGGACUCGCUGCUGGAAGCAUCGCCCAGCCGGAGGAAGGAGAGAGCACCAGGAGAAAGGGAGGAACAGCCCCUCUGGUUCGACGGGCUUUCCAGAUGUGGAAGAAAGAUGUGAAGCCUUCAUGCAAAACCAGAAUUCCUCCCACUGCUCAAAAAUCUCUCAAACCACUUCUCUGUACUGUAAGAGAAGACUCCUUCACAAAAGCCUAGAGCUGUGUUAAGCAGAUCACAUGUUUCAGAAUAAGCAAGCCUGACCUUCUCCACCCUUGUUUGAGUCCCCUGAUGCUGGUAAGCCAAUCCCUGGUGUGUGGAAUGACAGAGCCCUGCACAGAGGCACAUGGGGCACUGAAAAAUUUAUCUCCUCUUCUGAAGAAGCUGCCACACCAGAGGUUUGAUGUAUUAUGUAGUAAUGCACAAGCCCCCCCACCAGUCAGAGACUGCUCCAGCCCUAUCAGAAGGAUUGAUAACCACAUCACCCCUGUACUGCAGAGCCAGCUCAGACACUAAUUCCCAAGGGCUGGACCACAACACUGAACUUUUACAUGAAGAAGUAAUGUGAAGUGCUGUGGGCUGUAAAAUACCACAGUGAGGCUGUUGUGGGAGAGGAUUGGUGACACACCUACCUGCAAUGGCUGUGGUCACAGGCAGUGAAGCAGGACACAGAUGGUAGCUGCUCUGCAUAACAGUGACCAAGUUUAGCAGAGAAGACACAAUGCCAUAUCUCAAAUACUGCUUUUUAUUAGCACAUCCGUGUGUGGAUCCAGGGAAAGAGAGUUCAUGAUGAUCAGCAUUUCAAUGGAAAAGUUAGAGUAUCUGUCCUGACAUUGCCAUAAGCCAGGCAAAAGAAAUUGUAACAGCUGUAGGUGUUCAGUGAAGGCAUAAAGCCCUUAAACACCAUAAGUCAGUCCGGGUUCAUCCCUCUCUGGAUGCUGAACCAUAAUCCCUUAGUGCCCAGCACUCACAGAGGCUUAAUCCUUUUCAACAAUGGGAUGAGCUGGAGGCUAUAUCCUUUCAAGAUUUGCAUAACACCCCAGUACACAUGUCUUUUGGGAGGAUAAGAGCUGCUUAGUAUGUCCUGCAUUCACAUUUUUGCAGCCAUUUGGUUUAUAUCCAUGUCUCUCUCCCCAGUGGGAAAUCCCAAGCUGAUGACAUUGCUCUCAACCCAUCACCGUGCUGGUUUUGGGCUUCCCAGCUGGCUCAGCCCAGCAGAAAGCAUUUCUUCACCCUGUGUCCUGGGUCAGCCCUUGCCCUGUCACACAAUGCAUCUUGUUGGAGCCACCCCAGUGUGACCCCCCUAACACACACAGGUCUGUGCCCUCUAAAGAUACAGCAGCAGAAACGUGUAAGAACAUGAGAACUGGGGCAGUUGUGUGGGGAAGGACAAUGGCUGACUGGUUUCUCAUGAAAGCCAAGCCACAGCAUCCUGGUGUGAGCCCUGACUCACCCUUUCUACAUGCAAUUCUUGUGCUGCAUCCUUACCUUGAGGGUGAUCACAGCACUCCACAGUCAGUGCUCCAUUGCUGCAGCACUCCAGCAUGCUGUGUUUCAAUUGGGUCACCUGGGUACUGCAUCCACUGGAAUGGAGUUUACUUUGGAACAAAACUGUGUUCUGGUGAGGUUCCUACUUCCUUUGAAAGGGAGAAGCAAUCCUGACAUCAGCUUUCCUCACUUUAAUUACUCUCAAUGUUUUCUUCAUGCCAGCAAUAUCUCAUGGAUACAAUAAUCAAUUCUCAGGACAAGGACAGGAGAACAACUAACAUCUAAACACAUCUGAACUGAAAAGAGAAAAAAGGUAUGAAAUAGAGAAAAAGCCUACAAUGAAAAUUAGCCCAAUCUUCAGUUGUCAGCUGAUAUCCUUGCAUCUUCCUUUUCCAUCAGCUGUUUCCUUUACCUUCUUUUGCAAGCCCUAUAGCAGCUUCAUCUGCAAACUGGCAGAUCCACAGAGUUCCCUCAGCUCUUCUUCAGCAGUACAAGGCACUUGUGUCCAGCUGCAAAGACUUUCAUUUUGCCAGGGACACAUUCCAACAUUAUGGUGUGUUCAACAUAACUUUUAGCCUCAUGACACUUUUACAAAUCUACAGUAGCAACACUGUAAAGUCCACACACAUAUGGAUCAUCCCUAACCCCCUGCUUGGGAGAGCAGGGUUAUAACAAGGAACUGAGAAAGGAACUUGGAAAUGUAACAACAAGUCAGACUGGACAUUAUUAAAGCUUGUCCCAAAAAACAUAAA
Messenger RNA from Melospiza melodia melodia, 2742 nucleotides. RefSeq lists its product as uncharacterized. The record is from RefSeq and is a predicted model, not a curated record. The transcript is spliced from 3 exons. NCBI's taxonomy places the organism in Eukaryota, Metazoa, Chordata, Aves, Passeriformes, Passerellidae. Bases 1 to 732 code for a protein of 243 amino acids.